Messenger RNA from Phytophthora infestans T30-4, 1881 nucleotides. RefSeq names its product cytochrome P450, putative. The record is from RefSeq and is a predicted model, not a curated record. The transcript has 2 exons. Gene Ontology annotation, molecular function: oxidoreductase activity, acting on paired donors, with incorporation or reduction of molecular oxygen; monooxygenase activity; iron ion binding. Bases 1 to 1515 code for a protein of 504 amino acids. Lineage: Eukaryota; Oomycota; Peronosporomycetes; Peronosporales; Peronosporaceae.
AUGUUAUCUCUUUCGAACAUACUCUCGCAUCCGGUCGUGAAAGUCAAACCGGUCCCGUAUCUGCCCGGUGGACACCCGAUUCUGGGACAUACGCUGCUCAUGGCUCGCAACCUCGAUCGGUUCCAGGACUGGCUGGUCGAGGCCAGUGUCGCUCGCAACGGAGCGCCGUUCGUACUGCGCCAACCGGGCAAGAACGACUGGUUGUUCUCGGCUCGACCCGAGGAUUUUGAGCAAAUUCUCAAAGUGCACUUUGAUACAUUUAUCAAAGGGCCUCAAGUGCGAGAGCUGCUCGAUGACUUUAUGGGGGAGAACAUUGUCAUUAUCAAUGGACAUCGCUGGAAAUUCCAACGCAAAGCACUCGUCAACUUGUUCACGGCCAGAGCGUUGCGUGACCACAUGACUCCGAUCGUGCGAAAGUGCGCGUCGGCGUUGCAACGCGUGUUUGCCAAGGCUGCAAAGGAAGACGGCGUCCUUGAUGUACAUCAUAUCAUGGGGCGAUUCACCCUGGAAACCUUUGCAGAGAUUGAGUUUGGCGCUCAGUUGGGACUGCUGGAAUCCGGAGAAGACCACGCGUUCGAGACGGCGAUCGACGAUGCCAACCACAUUUCGCUUGAGAGAUUUGCUGUACCCAUGUGGGUCUGGAAACUCAAACGUUGGCUCAACGUUGGCUCGGAACGUCGUCUACGCGAAGAUAUGGACGUGAUAUCAACUUUUGUCAUGAGUUGCAUCUCCGGAGCGAUUGAGCGUCGUAAAAAGCGACUGGAAGCUGCAGCGCGUGGGGAGCCCUUGGGGCCUGUUGCGAAAGACAUUGUGUCCAUUUUGCUGGACAGUGAAGACACGAUAGGUGAGCCAGUGUUGCCUCAAGAUGUUUUUAACAUCUCCCUUGCCGGAGUUUUGGCUGGGAAAGACACAACGGGGGAUGCAACAAGUUGGCUGAUGCAUUUGUUGCAUGAGAAUCCGCGAGUUGAGAACAAAUUGAGGACAGAACUGUUGGCACAGAUCCCCAAGUUGGCGAUAGAUGAGAGCUACGUGCCGUCGAUGGAAGAACUGGACGCUGUGACCUACUUGGAGGCCGUGAUUCGUGAGAGUCUGCGUCUUAAACCGCCGGCACCGUGUGUCACGCAACACUGCACGCAAGACACGGUCUUCCCUGAUGGCACUUUUGUCGCUAAGGGCACAGACACGACGCUAUUGUAUCAUGCUUCGGCAUUGCUGCCGAGUGUGUGGGGUCCAGACGCUGUUGAAUUCAACCCGGAGCGAUUCUUGGAUGAGAACGAGAAGCUCAUCGUGUUACCACCGCUCAAGUUCAUCGCUUUUAGUGCCGGACCGCGCAAAUGCGUGGGACGGAAGCUCGCAAUGAUCGAGAUGAAGGUCGUGACGGCGUGUCUAGUGAGCCGCUUCCACUUGGUGCAGGUGCCAGGGCAGGACAUUCGAGGCACCAUGGGCAUCAGUCUCGGCAUGAAGUACGGAAUGAAGGUCACUGUCGAGCCUACACCUGGUGUUGCUGCUGCUUGAAACGAAGAGUGAAAAAUCUGUCAGUGUGUAUGUUAUACAUUCAUUCCUAAUCGUCAACUUCGACAAACACUCGCAUGGCAAUUCAAAUAUUCAUACUUCGGAGUAAUUUUACAUGUAAUACAAUGUACCCGUUAAUCCGCACCAUGUCAAUCGAGCUCAGCACCUCGAAGCCCCCUCGCUGUUACUUGUGUCUGGAUGUACGUAUUCUCAGCCUUGACGUUGAGCUGGAACAAUGUCUGCAUCACCUCAAACUCGGAGCGUGGCGGGACUUUUCUACUAGCAGGAAUGAAGUCGUCUGUGUCAAGGCGAUGUGCUCCGUGCCAAAGCGUCAACGUGCUUUUAUCCGAGUCAGUUGACAUGACAGGA